CCCGUAUGCGAUAGUUCAAGCUUCCGUGCACGGGAUCGUUGCAAUAUUUGGAACUUUAACAAACGCUAUUGUCGUAUUAACAUAUCUAAAAUGGCGACGGAGCAUGUUCGAAAUCCCAAGAGACCAACUUAUUUUUACAUUGGCACUGGCCGAUUGCAUUUCAUCGCUUUUUGUGGCGCCUUUGGGAUUCGCUGCUUCGGUUCACGGAAUGUGGACAUCAGGACGUGCUGGGUGUGUUUGGUAUGGAUUUGUCAGUACUUGGACGGGUCUGUCGUCGAUAUCUCUUCUCGCGGGAAUCGCUGGAGAACGAUAUUUCACUCUGGCAAACCCAAAUUUGCGUUGGGCAUCGUUUUGCAAAAAACGUACCAAAUAUUUCAUAGCAUUUGUCUGCACAGUUUCUGGGAUAGCAAGUGCGUUCCCUCUCAUCGGUUGGUCAAAAUAUGACUUCGAAGGCAAGGGCUACCACUGCUCCAUAGUGUGGAGUGCUCAAACUUUCAAUUACGGGUCAUAUAGUAUAUUUCUACUGUUAUUCUUCUUCACUUUUCCAUUGGGAUUGAUAAUCUACUCAUACACAAAGAUUUAUUUUUUGGUGCAAAGAAUGUCGAAUGAUGCAGAAUCGAUGUGGGGCAAAAACGGAGUAGCAACGCGGCAAAGCUACAUCGCUCAAGUUAGAGUAGCCAGACAACUUGCUCUUUUAACGGGGAUGUUUUUGUUUGCGUGGACACCUUACGCUGUCAUGUCCUUUCUUAGUUUAACUGGCGCUGUCAAACUUGACGAACAAGCAAGCAUGCUCCCAGCAUUGUUUGCGAAAAUGUCGUAUAUUUAUAAUCCACUAGUUUACUACUUCACCUUCAAGAGAUUAAGAAGGAGAUCUCUUCAAUUGUUCAAAAGUUCUGCAUAUACUCAGGACGUAUAAUGGCCAGUGGGUUUCUAUGCUCAAGUAAUAAACACAUCAUUACUUACUUGUCUAUAUACGCGAAUUUUAUUGCUAUUGCCGGAGAAAUUAAUGGUCUUGUGUUUAGUUUGCAAGUUUUGACAAGCGGGAAAGUGAAAAGAAAAAGGCAUGCCCCGUGGGAGGCAGAGGAGCAGAAAAAUACUUCGCAGGCCAGCUGCCGAUUAUCUUUGAAUCUUACUGCUUCCUGACGUCGUUUUAGGGGAAUUUUCAUAUAAGUUGUAAUGCUUGCAAGAUUCCGCUCGUGAAUGUAAGAUAUUUCCCCCCAGGAUAGGAACGGACAGUGAGUUUGAAUUGCGUUCAAGCAUUAGUUAUCCUCCCUUACACACUGCAACACUCGAAAGGACCUGGGUCCUCGAAAGGACCUACGAGAAUUUCCAGGUUAAAGUAACAAACAGAGAAAAUUUUGAGUUGAGACGAUGCAAGUUUUUUUUUCCAUUAGAGUAAAUUAUGUGGAUAUUUUCCGACACGAUGUAUCACUGACACUUUCAACUUCCUAAUGGCUUUCCCUUUAGAGUAUUUAGCAGAC
Messenger RNA from Dendronephthya gigantea, 1481 nucleotides. RefSeq names its product opsin-VA-like. The transcript has a single exon. NCBI's taxonomy places the organism in Eukaryota, Metazoa, Cnidaria, Anthozoa, Malacalcyonacea, Nephtheidae. The coding region runs from base 104 to 916 and encodes 270 amino acids. Gene Ontology annotation, molecular function: G protein-coupled receptor activity. Gene Ontology annotation, biological process: G protein-coupled receptor signaling pathway. The record is from RefSeq and is a predicted model, not a curated record. Gene Ontology annotation, cellular component: membrane; photoreceptor outer segment.